Camellia sinensis is the source of this 1563-nucleotide messenger RNA. Lineage: Eukaryota; Viridiplantae; Streptophyta; Magnoliopsida; Ericales; Theaceae. The record is from RefSeq and is a predicted model, not a curated record.
AUGUAUCUUGCUUGUGAGAGGAGUGGCCAAUAUAGAGCAACAAAGAAGUUAAAACAUGAUGGCAACAAUACAUCAAGAAUAACUAGUACGAAGAAGUAUGGUUGUCUUUUUGAUACGAGGGCUCACAGGUUUACCACACAUGAUGAAUGGACAUUGACCGUAGUAUGCGGAUUGCAUAAUCAUCCACCUGCGGAGCACCUCGAGGGACAUUCAUAUGCGGGGAGGCUAUCAAAGGAUGAGAAAGCAUUGUUAAUGGAUAUGUCAAAGAGCAUGGUUCAUCCAAAAGAAAUCCUAGUAACCUUGAAACAACGAGAUGUCCUCAAUGUAAGCACACUUAAAACCAUUUACAAUGUACGCCAUCGAAACAGGGUGGUACAGAGAGCUGGAAGAUCACAGAUGCAACACUUAUUGGGUGAAUUGGCCAAGUAUAAUUACAUUGAGCGCCAUCGGUCUGAAGAGUCCACGAUGACUUAUGGGAGGGUCGAUAACUAUGCGUGGGUGUUAGCUACAUUGCGUGAUGUCAUGGAUGGGUUUGUUGUGCCAAUAGUUAUUGUUACUGAUAGAGAGCUAGCCUUGAUGAAUGCCAUACAGAAGAUAUUCCCGAGUGCAGACAUUUAUUAUGUCGUUGGCAUAUCAAAAUGGGAGAAGUUCAACCAUGAGUGGAACUCUAUAGUGUAUUCAUCUUCUGAAAUUCAAUACGAUGAGCGUCUUAAAUCGUUACUUAAGGAAUUCAGUAGUUAUCCUAAUGCAGUCAAAUACGUCAUGGAUACUUGGUUGGUUCCUUACAAGGACAAAUUUGUGGCGGCAUGGACAGACACGUGUAUGCAUUGUGGCAAUGUUACAACGAACCGGGCUGAGAGUGCACAUGCAAAACUUAAAAGACAAUUGGGUUCAUGUCAAGUCUCAUUUCAGGCAUCAUUUGAGAAAAUACACAGUCUGCUUGAGUUGCAACACACUGAUAUCAAGGCUUCAUUUGAGAAAAGUCUAAUUGUUGUGCAACAUCAAUUUAAACCUUCUCAAUUCAGGGAGCUACGGGGUAAUGUGUCUAUCUCUACAUUGGAGUAUUUGCUUGUAGAGAGUAAGAGAGCCAAUUCCAUUGGUAUUGAUGUUGAAGCUUGUGGAUGCGUCCUUCGCCACACUAAUGGUUUACCUUGCGCCCAUGAGAUUGUUGACUACAUCAGACAAGAUCGUCCUAUACCACUUGCUACCAUACACUCACAGUGGAGGCAACUUCAUAUCUCCAUAUGCAAGAAAGAAGAGGAAACGAAGGUGACUUGUCAUGCAGAAGUAGAGUUGUUUGUGAACAAGUUUAAUGAAAAUGAUAGAACCAUGCGGUUGGAGCUUUUGAAGAAGUUAAAAGAGAUUGUAUAUCCGGGAAGCACUUUUCUUGUUGAGCCGGAGGUGAAGCCCAAAACACGUCAUCAAGAUCAUAAGAAGAUCAAUGUUUCUACCCCUCGUGACCUGUGUGCAUUUGAGUUAGUGCAAUCUGGACAUGAUUCAUUCUCACCUAGGGACACUCAAAUCACUACAUUAGCUUCUACUUUGCAAACCAAAAAGAAGUGA